AUGACAAAAAUUAUCGCAUUUAAUUGUGGGAGCUCAAGUAUUAAAUUCAAGCUCUUCAGCACAGACCUCACGCCACUCGCAUCCGGUGGAGCGUCGAACAUUUCUGAGGAGCCCAUGAUCAAGAUCAGCGGCAGCGGAGCGAACGUCUCCGAGAGCAUUAGCAAAGGCACAGCCUACAACGAUGUCUUCAAGACGCUUCUUGAUAAGGUUUUCCGUGCACUCGAGCUGCAACCGAACGACAUCACCGCUACGUCACAUAGAGUUGUACACGGGGGCGACAUCGACAAGCCAAUCGUAGUGACGCAGGAGCACUCCGACAAACUCAAGGACCUCGACAGAAUCAGCGCGUUUGCCCCUUUGCACAACAAACCAGCACUGAUGGCGCUCGAGGCUGUUCUUGAGCAUUUGCCUGCAUCGCCAGCGGUGAUAGUGUUCGACACGCUUUUCCAUCGCACUCUACCGGAAGCAGUGCGCAAGUAUGCGAUCGGCAAGCCGGACCACGAGCCACGCAUUCCGCUGCAGAAGUACGGCGCGCACGGUCUGUCCUACCACAGUAUACUCCGGUCAGUGGCAUCCAAGCUAGGUAAAAAGGAAACAGAGACCAGUAUUGUCGUCGCACAUCUAGGCAGUGGAGGUAGUGCGUGCGCGAUCAAGAAUGGCAUCUCAGUCGACACAACGAUGGGUCUGACACCACUGGAAGGUCUGCCGGGUGGGAGCAGAACAGGUUCGAUCGACCCUACACUUAUCUUCCACUUGAUUCGCGACGUCGCAGAGACUGUCGACGUUAAUGGCAUGCGCGUAUCGAGAGGUGAGUAUGUCAUGAAUAAGCAAGGUGGAUUCGUCGGCUUGUGCGGUACGUCCAACUUCGGGAAAAUUUUAGAGGAAAUUCCAGAAGCGGAUGCUGAAUGCUGGAAACCAUGGUAUCAAGAGGAAAUGCCAAAUGCUUUCGCUCUGGCAUAUGCUGUUUAUUUGGACAGACUCACACAGUAUCUUCUCGCGUAUCUACAGAAACUGUCCUUCGGGACUCACCCAAAGAAGGCGAUCGAUGCGCUGGUCUUUAGCGGUGGCAUCGGAGAGAAGUCAGCAAGGUUGAGGAAAGAUGUCGCGGAUAGACUUAGUGUGUUCGGCGUAUCUGUCGUCGACUCGCUCAAUGAACAGGCGGGCGAUAGAGAAGCAGACGGUGCAUUUGCACUCAGCAACGACACAAGCAAGAUUCCAGCAUACGUCUGCUGGACAGAUGAGGAGGGAGAAGCAGCUCGUCAAGCCAAGAUGACUCUGAGUUUGUAG
Molecule: messenger RNA, 1287 nt
Organism: Wallemia ichthyophaga EXF-994
Lineage: Eukaryota; Fungi; Basidiomycota; Wallemiomycetes; Wallemiales; Wallemiaceae
Product: putative acetate kinase
Exons: 2
Coding region: 1-1287 (428 amino acids)
Biological process (GO): phosphorylation; acetate metabolic process
Molecular function (GO): acetate kinase activity
Source: RefSeq, a predicted model, not a curated record